Molecule: messenger RNA, 1181 nt
Organism: Galleria mellonella (greater wax moth)
Lineage: Eukaryota; Metazoa; Arthropoda; Insecta; Lepidoptera; Pyralidae
Gene: CkIIbeta
Product: casein kinase II subunit beta
Exons: 8
Coding region: 142-828 (228 amino acids)
Cellular component (GO): protein kinase CK2 complex; cytoplasm
Molecular function (GO): protein kinase regulator activity
Source: RefSeq, a predicted model, not a curated record
UAUAGGGACGUCAUAGAUUUAGAAUAGAGAGACACGCUUCAUAACUGUCAAAAAGUUUUCUUUCUCUUUCACACACCGCAAGUGAGUGAAUACCACCCGUCCGUUCCUUCAAGCGUGGCUAAUCAAGGCACGAAAAGAAAAAUGAGCAGCUCGGAGGAGGUGUCUUGGAUUUCUUGGUUCUGCGGACUACGCGGGAACGAAUAUUUCUGUGAGGUUGAUGAAGACUACAUUAAUGACAAGUUUAACCUGACUGGGCUCAAUGAACAAGUUCCGCAUUAUAGGCAAGCCUUGGAUAUGAUUUUAGAUUUGGAGCCAGAUGAUGACCUGGAUGAUAAUCCAAAUCAGUCGGACCUAGUGGAGCAAGCCUCGGAAAUACUUUAUGGGCUGAUACAUGCACGCUAUAUAUUAACGAACCGAGGUAUCGGUCAAAUGUUAGAAAAAUUCCAAUCUGGCGACUUUGGACAUUGCCCACGUGUUUACUGCGAGUGUCAAACAAUGCUUCCACUUGGUCUAUCUGACGUGCCUGGCGAGGCAAUGGUGAAGUUGUACUGUCCGCGCUGCAUGGAGGUGUACACCCCCAAGUCCUCGCGCCAUCACCACACCGACGGCGCCUACUUCGGCACCGGGUUCCCUCAUAUGGUGUUCAUGGUGCACCCGGAGUCGCGCCCCAAGCGCCCGGCCUCCCAAUUUGUACCUAGGCUGUACGGCUUCAAGAUCCACCCGCUCGCGUACCAGAUCCAACAACAGGCCGCCGCGAACUUCAAGGCGCCGCUGCGGGGCCUCUCUUACAACAACGAAACGAAGACUUCCAGUAACAUUCCAAAAUGAUUAUUUUCGUGUGGCGCGCGCAGUGGCCGCGGUCGGAGUGUGUCGGAGUGUGUCGGUGCGUGUCGGUGCGUGUCGGAGUGUGUCGGUGCGUGUCGGAGUGUGUCGGCGCGGGUCGGGCCGCGCCCCCGCCGCCCCGACACACCCCGCGACGCUAGCGACACUCGCGGACAAACGUUGACGGACCAGGCCGAGACCCGACACCGCUAAUGCAAACUAUACCCGACCUCCUGUAACUUUAACUAAUAUUAUAAGAUAAUAAUAUUUAUUAUACCAUUACACAUUAUUUAAUGAAAACUGAUUAAUGAAAGUUAUGUUUUAAUGCAAUAAAGUUUAUUUUUACGUUUUCUGUACAA